Oreochromis aureus is the source of this 1445-nucleotide messenger RNA. It is a transcript of the gene unc50, whose product is annotated as unc-50 homolog (C. elegans). The coding region runs from base 125 to 892 and encodes 255 amino acids. The transcript has 6 exons. NCBI's taxonomy places the organism in Eukaryota, Metazoa, Chordata, Actinopteri, Cichliformes, Cichlidae. Gene Ontology annotation, cellular component: Golgi membrane. The record is from RefSeq and is a predicted model, not a curated record.
GUUACCGGAACUAUCUACGUGUGCAUUUUCGCGACAGUUCAGGAAGCAUCAUAUGCAAACAGCUACAAAAAACGAGCAGUAGUUUGUGCUUUCUCAUGUGAAGGACUAUAAGAGAAACAGCACCAUGUUGCCGACCACAAACAGCAACGGUGCCCUGGCUUCCAGGGACGCUGCACGCCACACAGCGGGCGCGAAGCGCUACAAGUACCUGCGGCGGCUGCUUCAUUUCAGACAAAUGGACUUUGAGUUCGCCCUGUGGCAGAUGCUUUACCUGUUUACCUCUCCUCAGAGGGUGUAUCGCAACUUCCAGUACAGGAAACAGACUAAAGAUCAGUGGGCCAGAGAUGAUCCUGCUUUCCUGGUCCUUCUCAGCGUCUGGUUAUGUGUGUCAACAAUAGGCUUCGGUCUUGUGUUGGAAAUGGGAGUCGUGGAGACGCUGAAGCUGCUGCUCUGGGUCGUCUUUGUUGACUGUAUAGGAGUCGGUCUGCUCAUAUCAACUAUAAUGUGGGUGGUCACCAACAGAUACCUGCUGAAACAACCCAGCAGAAACUUUGACGUGGAGUGGGGCUACGCGUUUGACGUUCACCUCAAUGCUUUCUACCCGCUUUUAGUCAUCCUGCACUUCCUGCAACUUUUCUUCAUCAACCAUCUUGUGGUGAUAAAUUAUGAUUGGUUCCUGGGAUAUUUUGUCGGGAACACUCUAUGGUUGAUUGCUAUUGGUUAUUAUCUCUACAUAACCUUCUUAGGGUACAAUGCUCUACCCUUCCUGAAGAACACCGUGGUGCUGCUCUACCCCUUUGCUUUGCUUGGCCUCCUUUACGUCCUCUCCAUAUCACUGGGCUGGAACUUCACUCAGGGUCUCUGCUCUUUUUACAAGUACAGAGUCAUGUAGGACCGUCUUGCCUCUGAGAGUGGACACUAGCUGGCUCCAGGCUGACGCAAAAUCUGUUUUCAGCUCAUCUCUACGUGACAAUGACUCCACGUCCAGCUGCUGUCAGACAGGAUUUAGCUAAGAGGGACCUCUGGUGGACUCUUGGUAAACUGGUUGAUUGAUGCCGAGCUGGGUGACACUGCUCAGCUCUCUCUUGAUUUUCUGUUUGGCUGUGAUGUUGAGCUGCGGCUACAAAGUCAGUAAAUGGUGAUGUGUUCAGACUGGUGACAGAAACGACAGGGGGUGGGGAUGAGACGCAGCUUUUACUGUUGUUCUUUUGUAUGAUUUGUAAAUAUGACUCUGGCAGGUUGUAAUAUAAACACAGAGGUUUGUUUCUGAUGAGUUUGCUUUGUUUCUUUGAGUUUUCUUAAAAAAAAUAAUCAAAUCCUGCUUAUUGAAGAAGAAAAAAAAAGGAAAGUGGAGAAACAUGGGAUGCAAACUUUUUUCUUUCUUUUCUUUUCUUUUCUAGAAGUGUACAUUCCGAAGCACUUUCAAUAAAAGGUUUUAACUUAAA